Molecule: messenger RNA, 313 nt
Organism: Ixodes scapularis (black-legged tick)
Lineage: Eukaryota; Metazoa; Arthropoda; Arachnida; Ixodida; Ixodidae
Exons: 3
Coding region: 12-290 (92 amino acids)
Source: RefSeq, a predicted model, not a curated record
UUGUCUGAAAAAUGGGUAGUUGUUGUGCUCUGAAGUGCCGGAACAGAGCUUCCAGGGGAAUUCGCUUGUUCAAGCUGCCGAAAUCCCCGAGGAGACGUAAACUGUGGCUUUUAAGAAUCAAGCGUGGUGCGGGGUGGAAACCUCUCGACAGGACAUCCCUUGACCACUUCGAGCCCUCCCAGUUCCAGACGAGGUGCUCUGACGGCUGGAGGAGACUGAAAGCCACAGCUGUUCCAAGCUUGUUUUUACAUUCUGAAAGUCAAGAGAUGUAUGCUGGGGCCAGGAGGUGAGGAGGCAUAAUCAAGAUCCAGCC